AUGCCAAAAGUUGGUAUUCGGAAAAUAUUUCAAGUUGGAGGUAAGAGCGAUGAAGUGAUCGAGGUUGUUGUGAAGUUAGUGUGGUGGUUGCGACAAAAAAGUUUCAAAUCGGUUUUUAUUUUUUGGAAUGGUAAUUUUUGAUGCGUUAAAACAUGUAAAACUUAAAAUUUGUCUUUUACAGUGUGUUUUUGUCUACAUAUUUUGAUAUGUCAAUGGUGAAAUUUCACACUUUUCCUACACUUUUUGAAGUUUUUUAGAGGAAAACUUGAUUUUUGCAAGUGUUGCAUAUUGUAUUAGAGAAUUUAUAAAGUCCAGCUAAUCUAAAAAAACGGUCUAAAAGUACGACGAUUCCGUCCAGUAUACGACCAUAAAUCCCUCGGUCUCUUUUGUUUUGUCAAUCCGUCUUUUUCCCGCUUGCACUCAAUGUGUUUUGGGGUGUUGUUUGGUGUCUAGAGGGUGUUUGUUAUUAACGCAUGGACGAGAAAUGAUGUUUAAUUUUUUAGAACGUGAUGAGGUCUCGACUUCAGCCCCAUCUCAGGUCACAUUUGGCGAGGUUUCCGUCAAGUUCAACGACAAAAACUCGAACGACGCUACUCCCAAAGUAAGUGGCAUGCUUAAUGAUGAUUAUGUUGAAAAUUGAAAGAAUUUUGAAAAGUUUGAACACUGAAAAAUUGUGAAAAAUCGAAAAAGAGACAAGAAAACGAAUGAAAAGGUAUUAAAAGAGCACGCCAAAGCUCUAUAAACCGCAUAAAAAGCAGAGAACUCGGAGAUUAGGUUACGAAAAACAAGGUGAGCAAUGUGUUGACCAUUUAUAUGGUCCUGAUAUCAUGCAAAAAAAGGAAUUUCCUCAACCCCUCACAGAUAUUAACAUUGUCAACGUGGUUGUUUAUCAUGUUUUUUUCGAUUACGAAAGCCUAACCCAGUUGUUUAUUAUAUAAAGGAAGCCGGGUUGUUUAUUUGUUUCUCAUAGUUUUCGAAGAGAGGGAGGGGUAAAAUCGCGAGAAACAGACGGUUGUCAUAUUUUUGAGUCAUUCGGAGUAUAUAACCGCGACGACGUUCCGUUGUUAUCUUUGAUCGUUGAUGUUAUACAAACUAAAUUUAAGACCCGUCUUUUGUUGUGACAUUGUAAUAAUGGUCAACUCGUUGUGGGAUCUGGAAAUUGGAAGGCGCUUUUCUUUUGAUCAGGUAUGGGAAGAUAGGGGGUUUUAAAUUUUAAAGCUAGAUUUUUUAACUUAAAAGAUUUUAUUGUGACCAAGGUUGGAGUAUGACUAAAAUAUGUUGAAACAGCAAACACGUGACCUAUUAUGGCGCAAGAUUGGCGAAAAAGGUUGAAAAUGUCAAAAUAGGUUCUUAAAAAGCAAAGUUUAAAGGCAAUAUUAUGUUUUUAAAAAUCAUAAUUUAUCUUUAUGGUUUCAGCCUUCCUCAUCCCACAUAUCAUUUCCAUUUUCCCGGCCGAAACGGUUUCGCCGAGCGACAGAAGGCGACAAACUUAAUGAAAACUCAUCGAAUGACAAAUGUGACAGUGCUUACGAAGUUGUGGAUGAUCAGAGCAUUCUAAGUCUCAAGGAUUCAGAUGACGAGAAGAAGAAAUGUAAGUUUUUGACUUUGUUUUUGCAUGUUUUAGGUAUUAAAGGGUGUUUGUGAAAACUAAAGGGCAAUGCACGGUCAGUAUGAGUCAUGGGUUUUCAAAAUAUGGUGCAAAAAGUAAAAUUUUUGUUAAGAAAUUCUUUUCUAUGUAUUUUUUGACCAAAUGAGUACUUAAAAAAUGGUUUUUGUACCAACUUCUUAAUAAAAAAUGGUUGUACACAUUUGCUUGACGCAAUUUUUUGUAGACCCAUUUCUCAAACGGCCGUUCACUCGCUUCUGGAGGUCGUGGUCUUUGACUUCCGAAACUCUUAAAACGUUUUUUCGAUGUGUAACAACAUGUUUUUCUAACUUUGAGUCGUGUGUAGGAAGGAAAAGGAAUUCAAAAGCUUUCUAAUAAAUUUUUGAAAUUUUUAAAUGUCAAUCGAUAAAAAAUGGCAAGAACAUUCAAAAUAUCACAUGAUUUGAAUGCCAGAAAUUAAAAAUCUUUAAGCUAGCAUAUUAGGCAUUAAAAAGCAUAAUAAUGUCAACAAAGUCCAUUAUUAAAUACAAUAAAUAUACUAUAGAACACAAUAAUAAAGCAAUUAAGACAAAAAUCAAACCCCAACCCGAGGCAUCAUGUUGUUUUACAGGGACAGGAUGUUGUUUAGACACAAAUGUCAUGCUGGAAAGAUUAACUAUCGAAUUAUUAAACUUUUAUGAGCGAAAACUUUAAUCCGGGCAUUGAAAGCAUUUUGAAAGCGUUGUUAAAAGGGAACGCGAUGGAAUAGUGAUAUAGUUAUAUCUAUUGAUAGGGUUUAUGAGUCUAUUCCAUAGUCAUUUUGGGCAUUUGCUUAAGGAAAAGUUGGAUAAACUACACCAUGUUCGGUUAUGUGAGUUUUUGAGUGUGUAUUUUGAAUUUUUUCAAUUUUAGGUAUGAUGUACAGGGUGUGCCAAAAGUCCGUUGACUCAUUAUUUUAGUCAUAUAUUUAUUAAAACAAUCAAUAUGCUUAAAACAACAACUAACAAUAGUAACAUAUAGUACUAGUUAUAACAUAGUCAAGCGGUUUCGAAGUGGCCCCCCUUUGCCGCUACGCAAAGGCGUAAACGCUUCACAAAAUUUUCAGCGAUGGGCCGCAGGUCCUGCGGCGAAAGUUUGUCCCACUCUUCAAUCAAUGCUUGUUUCAAAGACUCCAAAGUUUGGUGUCUUCUACAACACACCCUUGCCUCCAAUAUCGACCAAAUACUGUAAUUCAUCGGGUUGAGAUCGGGGGAGUACGGAAGCCAUUCAGCUGAGGUGGUAAAGACCAGAAAAUGGGUCCGACACCACUCCUGUGUUGUUUUGGCUUUAUGUGCUGGAGCAGAGUCCUGUUGAAACGUCCAUUUGGUGUUCUUGAAGUGUUAUCGGGACCAAGGAAGUACUACGGCUUCCAGAAUGUCCUUUUGGUACACUUCUUUAUUAAUUUUUACUCCUUUAUCAACAAAAAUCAAGGAAGUUUUGCCCGAGGCGCAUACUCCUGCCCAAACCAUAAUGCCCCGAGGGUGCUGACGGUGUUCGACGAUGGCCAAGUCUCUAGGAGGCUCAGUAGAGUAAUGCCUGUCAUUUUGAGGGUUUGUGUGCCUGUUCCAACGUGAAGAUCGUCUCAUCAGUGAAGAAAAUGCGCUCCCAAUUUCCGUUAGCGGCCCGGUGUAUCGGAGUUUUGCUUCUUUUAAACCGUACUUUUUUGUUUUCAUCAGUAAGUUUCUGAACUUUCUUGAUGUUGUACGGCUUCAUCUUCAAGUUCUUUCUGACUAUACGGCAAAGUGAAGUUUCUUUCAGACCGGCCUCUCGUGCCAUUUUACGUACUGGAGUCCUUGGGUUACGCAUGAAUCGCUUCUUGGUCCACUGUUUGUUGGCGCGGGUGUUUACAGUUGCUGGACGGCCACUUCUAGGUCUGUCAUCAUCAUGUCCAAGCUCUACAUACCGUCUGACCACUUUGGAUACUGUAGCUUUUCCGAUAUUUAACGAUUUCGCAAUAUCACAUUGCCUUCUUCCUUCUUUAUGCAGCUUAAUGAUGGCUCCUCUCAUGUUUGGCAUCUAAAUAAAGACAGACGUUAGACAUGAAAAACUCAGUUUUUACUUAUUUAUAACAAAAAACUAUGGGGAAUAAGACAACAUGUAAAAAAAUUAUAUAAAUCGCGUACAACAUAAAGAAAUCGACCGGUAAAGUUAGUCAACGGACUUUUGGCACACCCUGUAGUUCUUUAGGGUUGCUCCGGUUUUUAAAAUUAUUAAUGCGAGCGAAAAAUUACAGGAGCUACCUGUGAACUCAGUGACGUUCUUGGUACAAUAUUCUUUUAAGAUUGCACCCUGCAACAUUUUGCAGGGUACAAACCUUUUGUUAGCAGUAAUGGCUAGACUAUUAAUGUUUGGUUUACUCUGUAAAAACCAAAUAAAAAUUUAACAACUUUUCAAAAUUUUGUCAAAUCUCAUUAAAACUUGUGAAAUAUGAGAAAACAAAUAACAAUGUAAUUGAAAAGCGGUUUGAAAGUCGAAAAAACAUCGCAAAACCUAUCAAUUUCGAGAUGUUGACAACAAACAUUACAAUUAAAAUAUGGAUAAUGUUGGAAAAUUGUUUGAAGAGUGACUUCAUAUGCAUUUAUUGGAGUGGUUUUUAUGGGGAGACGGGAAUUUGUGACUCAUAAGGUUUGUAAAGGCAUCUUCUCGGCUUGUGAAUCGCGCAACAUUACCUAUUGCUUUCUUACUGCGAUCACUUUGAUAUGUGUGUCAUGAGAGUGAUAUGGAAGUGCUAAAAUCAGUAGCCGAAGUGCUGUGCUUCAAAAGUUGUAGGUGCUUUAUAAAAGGGUCAUAAAAAAUAUUGAAAAUUAUUUUAUAAGACUGCGGCGAUUUUUGUUAAGAAUAGGGGUGGAUUUUGCUUUUUCUUAUUCAUAGUUGGUUAUUUUAAACAUUAAAUUAUUAAAAAGCUCAAUUUUGUUUGCAAAAAGUUCUAAAAAGCAGUUUUUUUGUUUUAGGUUGAAAAAGGACUUUUGUUGAAAAAAGCCUGAUCUGGCUCUCGAUCAAAUUAAAAACUCUGUUAGAAGCUGUUGCAAAAUGUACAAGAAUUAAAUGCUACUUUAAAUUUUUAUCUUUACGCUAAUGAAACUGCUGGCUAAACUUUUUUGUCAUAAAACGUUUUGUAAAAUGGUCGUUUUUUGCUGUAAGGACCUCUAAAAAUACUUAUUUUUUAAAAAUUUGAUUGUAGGCUGUUGUAGUUAAGCUAUGAAAUAAGUUAAAACGUGCUAGAGUUAUAAAAAAGUGUGUAGAUAAAUCCGAAAAGCAUAGUAACUUUAGAUUUCAAAGUGCUUUUUGAUUCCAAGAAUAGAACUAACGUUGACAACAAGACUUUAUUGUAACUCGUAAAAUUGAGUCAAACUCAUAAUAGCCCAAUCCCCGCCUCAAAAGUCAUAAAAAUACACUCAUCACUUGAAACAUUGUGAAAAGUUUAUUUACACCGAAUGCAAACACGGACUUUUCUUAUAUGUUUCCACGUCGUUCCUCGUCCGUUCCUUCUUUUUGGUGGGCUUUGAAACGCGGAUUGAGGGAACCGGAAAAGACCCCUCAGGCCUUCGCAAAAACCUUGGAGAUAGGGCUAACCGUUUCACGGCACGGUCUCAAGUCAAACGGACUAGAUAUGUUGCUGGUUCGAGCGUAAUGUGCUUUCGCUGUUUGCGACGCAAAAAAUUGUCCAAACAGUACCAGUUGGCGUUCGAUGAGGACAGGAAUAGUCGUUAUUGUAUGUGGUGGUAGGGCUGGGGUUUAGAGAAUUAGUUUUGGGUUAGAAAACAAUUAUGGCUUAAAGGAAAAUGUGUGUAAAGGUUCUAGAAGUUUAUUUUUUAACCUUUAAAAUAUUUAAAAAGGUUUUCACUGGCUUUGAGACAUGCCAAAGGGGUUUAAAAAUUAAAUUUUCAAAAUCUCAAUUUAAAAAAGUAAAAAUGAUUUAAAAAUUUGUUUGAAAAAAAUCAAAAAUUAAUAAAAUUUCAAAAAACAAGCUUAUUUUUCCCAGGCUGACUAAUAAAUGUCGUUUUGUUUCAGCGCACAAAAGUCAGAGCGACAAGGACAGCGAGAACAUUUCCAUCGGAACGACAACAUCCGGAACUUCGGCACACAGUUACAAUGCACUGUUGAAUGAGAAUGAAGAUGACAGAAGUGAUAAGGUCAGCGAAAAGGACAGUUAUGAGACACCAAUCGAGCAGAGCUCGCUGCACAAGAGCGACAGUCUGGAGGUGGGUAAAAAUUUGAACUUUUUAAAUAUUUUUACAGGGUUAAACAGGUUUUUAUCUAAUUUUUAUUAUUUUUAACUACAUUUUUCAUGUAAAAAGUGAUAUUCACAUAUUUAUGUUAUCCUUCUUCUUUAAAAAACUGAUUGCUUUAUUUUCAGGGUGAAAUUGAAAGAACAAAAGCUGCAGAUGAUCAGAAGCCAGAACAAGAAGAGUAUUCCGUGGAGGCGAUGCUUCACUUGUUCAGCGAGAUUUUCAGAAGACAUCGCUCAAUUCCAUUGAAGGUUUACCGAUUCUACACAUGUGCUUUCUUGAUCCUACUCUCAGCGUUGAUACCUGCCUUCAUAUCAGGACUACUAUGGGGAUUUUACUUUGCAAUACUAGGCUUCUUGUACUUUUGUGUUUCCGACCCUACAGCGCCGAUGAAAUACCCGGGAAAGAAGCGGUGCGUAGGUGACGAUGAGGUGCUACAGAAGGUUAAUGAAGAGUCAGCUAAGGAGGACAAUCCUAAAGGAAAGAGGAUAUAUAAAGGUAGGCUUUUAGCUAUUUUUUUGAGUUUUUAAGGUUUGAAAUUCUUUUUUUUUGAGCUAUUCCAAUACUAAUGACGGUGUUUUAGGAUGGAUGAAUAUUCUGAACGAGCCGUACAACCCGUACACAUUCCACGUGAACGCACUCCAAACCGUACUCAUUCGUCUUGACGGAAAGCUGUUGAGAAUCUCGAGACCUGCGACAGCUCUUCUGAAGCAUGGCUUUCAUACGGACCCGACUCUCACCGAAUCUGAACCCAAAAUGCUCGGACAAUCAAUCUUUGAUCUGACCAAUGCGAGCAUCAAGGUAAAUUUUAAUUUUUUUGGAUAGAGUUGUGAAUUUUAUUAUAAGUUAUGUAUAUAUUUUAUCAUUAGCUUAUUAUUGUGAUGUUAUAUAUUUUUCUUUUGAGAUUAUCAAUACUAAUAUACCGAAAUUUCAGUUGAGACCAAGAAGGUUGGCUCGUAGACGGUGGUUUUCGAGAAAAUACCCGAUUUGCAUCAAGUUGUCAUCGAUGAAUGGAGAACUGAAGACAACAAGACGGGACUUGGCUUUUGCAGGAAUAUCUGAAGCUGUUACAGAAGAAACGCCAAAGGAAAUUGAAGAAAAAUCAGAAGACACAAGUUCAGUACAGUUAACGUCAAGAUUUUCAACAGCUGAUGUUGCUAGGGAAGCUGAUGGCUAUAUGUCGGAUGGGUCGAGUGAUGCGGAUGAUGGUAAGACGGCGUUUUAUGGUAUACAAUAUUUUAAAACUUUAAAAAGUUGGUUUUAACUGAAAAACUAAAGUUUUAAUCUUUUAAACGCACUUUGUUAUGUAUAAUGGCAUAGUCAGUUGCAUCUGGUCAAACUUGUCACGUUUAUGUCUUAUUUUUGUUUCAGAAGAUGAAACCCUCCAACGAUCAGCAUCAGAUGCCAACCUUCCAGCUGCAAGUGGAGCAGUUCAGCGAAUGAAACGUAAUUUCCCAUCAGGAAAGCCAAAGAGGCAGACUAAAACAAUAUAUUUGUUUGCAAGAUGUGCCAGAGAGAAGGAAAGAUGGUUCCACAGAUUGAGAAAAGUUUGCAACAAGUACCAGAUACCUCACGAUUCGGAAGCAGCUAGAAGAUCGUCGAUUUGUGUCGCUGGAGAAGAUGAAGCGGAGAAAAUAUUGUCCAGAGACUACUUCUUGUACAUUCUUCAUCAUCUACAGUUUAAUAAGUAGGUUUUUGAUAAUAGUGGAUUUAUAUGAUAAUAACUUAGGUCUACUUGACAUUUUUUAGAUUUUUAAAUUUUUUUUUAAAUUUUAAAUACUAAAACUGUAUUUUAGGUAAUACAUUAUAAUGUUUUAGAUCUAUAGCAGACUUUGCAGCUUUAAUUUAUCUAAUUUUUCUUUUUCAGGCAUUUGGAAGAAUCCUUGUUGAUUCAACAAAAGAUUAGUCUAGAAACAGAUGACACUAUCUUGAUGGAUCUUGGCAGAGUAAGAUGGCAACAACCAGAGGAAAGUUCAGGCAAAGAGCUGGUACUGGUGGCCAAUCUUAUAGCUUCAAGAGUAUUCUACGAUUUUUGUAGAGAUGAUUAUUGGUGCAAACAAGUUCAGAAUAAGAUUCAAACAAAGCUGGCUACGAUUCAUGUAAGACUUUAGAUACUUUGAGAUUUUUUUUUAAAUUUUGAAAGUUUUUUGAAGGAAAUUUGAAGGGAUUUUGGUCAAUUAUCGUUAAUUAUCUUUUCUUUAACGAAUGAUGAUGAUCGAAUGUUUAUUUUUAGCUUCCCUACUUCAUUGAGACCCUAGAAGUGUCAAGUUUCGACAUUGGCACCGCCAUCCCCAGAAUCGACCGUAUCUACAAGCCAUACGUCGACGAAUGGGGAGUAUGGGUCGACUUUGACAUUGACUACAAAGGAUGCAUCAAGUUGGCAUUGGAAACAAGAGUCAAUCUGAUGAGAAUCAAACAACAUCAUGAUUCCACAGACAUGCCCGAAAGCAACUCUCAAUCAUCCUCGCCAGCAUCCUUGAUCAUGCGUGACACACCAACACGAUAUUCGGAUUCUGAAUUGCCAGAAAGUCCAGAAACCUCGCCAGACGAAGAAUACGGCAGCAAGUUGAAGUUGAACGAUCAUAAUGGACGGUAAGGACAUGUUUCUGAUAUUUAUCUUGUUUUAUUUUAGGAACAUGUUGUAGUAGGUUUUUUAACAUAGUAGACGGCUAAAAUCCAUCACAGGAGGUAGCUAAAAUGAAAAAAAUUUUGGAUUCUUAAUUUUUUGAUAUUACCCUUGAAAUCAACGUUUAUUGACAAAAAUUAUUUAAUUCUUAUUUUCAGUGAAAAGAAGAAGACCGGCAAAAAGAUCCUCAACUUAGUCGACAAAAUAGCAUCGUCCAACUUCUUCAAAGAAGCUUCAGAACUCAAACCCAUUCGAAAGAUGAUGCAAGACAUCUCUUCGACCCGUCUGAUGCUAAAUGUCGAGAUCACAGAGUUAAAUGGUACAAUGACUGUCAACGUCCCACCACCUCCAUCCGAUCGCCUAUGGUAUUCGUUCCGAAACGCACCUAAAAUGAGUGUCAGAGCGGUUCCACAAGUCGGCGACAGAUCUGUGGUCUUCUCCACACUAUCGGAGUGGAUUGAGAAUAAGAUCGUCCAGGUUUUGGAGAAGAAUCUGGUACUUCCCAACAUGGAUGACACCAUAAUACCAGUUAUGAGUGGAAACGAACUCUUGAAGGGUCCAAUCAACAAGUGA
Messenger RNA from Bursaphelenchus okinawaensis, 9052 nucleotides. NCBI's taxonomy places the organism in Eukaryota, Metazoa, Nematoda, Chromadorea, Rhabditida, Aphelenchoididae. The record is from the annotation of a GenBank genome assembly.